UCAGGGUGUGGGUGUUUAGUCAUUUUGUUUUUUUUCAUCAGUCUCCAUACAGCUGUGUGUGUCUGACUAGUUGGGUGUUUCAGUGUAAUUGGCUUUUUUCCCAUUCUUCUCCAUUCUAUUCCCACUCUAUAACACCCUGAGUCCCUGCUCCACCCCUGGCAGUGUUUCUCUUUUCAGAUACCACUUCUCUUUCCUCUGAGCUCUGCUGCCUCCUCUCCAGGCAGUGCCCUUGAACCUCACACGUCCUACAAGAGCAUCCACGCUCCACACACACCCCUCACCCAUCACAGGAUGGACCCCCUGCCUCUGCUCCUCUACCUGUGCGCAGUGCUGGCACCGAGCCAUGGAUUCAGCGUGGACGUGGAAGGACCCAUCACCUUCCAGGAGGCAGCUGAGGGGUUUGGGCAGAGUGUGUUGCAGUUCGGGAAUGCCAGCGCUGGGGGGCUGAUCGUCGGGGCCUCACUGCAGACAGGAAACGUGAAUGAAACUGGCAAAGUCUACAAGUGCGACCCGGACUCCAGACGCUGCCAGGAGAUCCCCAUCCAGAGGCCCCUUGAUGCCAUGUACAUGUCCCUCAGUUUGUCUCUGGCUGCCCAAGGCUCCCAGUUCCUGGUGUGCGGCCCCAUGGUGCACCGGGCUUGUGGGGAGAACAAGUACGUCAGUCACUACUGCUUCCCUCUGCAGCAGAGCUUCUCGCAACUCCAGCGCAUCCUGGACACCCAGCCAGAGUGCCCCAAACAUGUCACAGACAUAGUGCUCCUCAUCGACGGCUCGGGCAGCAUCGCACCUGUGGGCUUUGGAAAGAUGAAGACGUUUCUCUCUGAGAUCAUGAAGCAUUUCGACAGCACUGACACGCAGUUCGCCCUCAUGCAGUACUCCAAUAAAUUUAAAUUGCACUUCGACUUCAUGGAGUACAGGAAGAGUCGUGACCCUAAUCACCUUCUCCAGGGGGUUGAGCAGCUUCAUGGAACGACGUACACGGCCACAGCCAUCCGGAAAGUGGUGCGGGAGCUGUUCACCUCUGGGAGAGGCGCUCGGGAUGAAGCCACCAAGGUUCUCAUUGUGAUCACAGAUGGGGAGAAAUACAAUGACCCACUUUCUUAUUCAGAUGCCAUACCUGAGGCUGAGAGAGCUGGGAUCAUCCGCUACACCAUCGGGGUCGGCGAGGCCUUCUCCAGUGAUACUGCCCAACAGGAGCUCCAGGAGAUUGCCUCUAAGCCCAGCAACGAGCACGUCUUCCAGGUGGACAAUUUUGACGCCCUCCAGGGCAUCCAGAACCAGCUGCAGAAGAAGAUCUGCACCUUCAAAGGUUAUUCAUCUCAGGUCAUCACAGCCAAUGGGCAGAGCACCUAUAUGGUCGGGGCCCCUCUAUGCCAAGACACCGGCAAAGUCCUCCUGUUCAGCCGAGAUACCAAGGGUGGGGAAUGGACACCCGGAUCGGAGCUGUUGGGAGAGCAGAUUGGUUUGUAUUACGGGGGUACACUGUGCUCUGUGGACCUCGACAGAGAUGGGAACACGGACCUGGUUCUAAUCGGAGCCCCUUUGUACCGUACACCUCUGAAUGGAGGACUGGUCUAUAUCUGUCAGAUGAACUUGCCGGGGAUGAUGAUGAUCUGCAACAAGACCCUACAUGGGCAGAUGGGGGAAGUGUCUGGGCACUUCGGGGCCAGUAUGUCUGAAAUCGGGGACAUCAGCGGGGACGGACAGACGGAUGUGGCCAUCGGGGCUCCCAUGGAGAAUGACAAUAAUGGGGCCUUGUACAUCUUUCAUGGGGAAAAGGGAGGCCUCAGUCCCCAGUACAGACAGCGCAUCGAGGGGUCACGGUUUUCCAGCAGGCUGCACUACUUUGGCCAGGCUGUCAGUGGCGGGACAGAUCUGACGGGGGAUGGACUGCCGGACAUCGUGGUGGGGGCACAGGGGCAGGUCCUGCUCCUGAGAUCCCGGCCAGUGCUCAGAGUCGGGGUCUCCAUCAGCUUCCAGCCCCCCACGAUCCCCACCUCGGCCUUCGACUGCCAGGGGCAGGAGCAGCUCAACACUGAGGCCAGCAGGGCAAAGGUCUGCUUCACCGUCACUAAGAGCACCAUGGACAGCCUAGGCGACAGGAUCUCCAGCACCAUCCAGUACAGCCUGGCCCUGGACUCCGGGCGGACGAAGAUCCGAGCCGCCUUCGACGCCACCGGCCCCGUCCUGAGCAGGGAGCUGCGGCUCGGCAUCAAGAAGAAAUGUGAGACGUACCGGAUAACAAUACCUCUCUGCCCUGAGGACACCGUGACCCCCAUCACCCUGCACCUCAACUACACCCUGACGGGGGAGCCCAUCGCUGCUGCCGGCGACCUCAGACCCAUCCUGAGCGAGGACUCUGUGCUGGCGUCUGCAGGCUCGCUCCCGUUUCAGAAGGACUGCGGCACCGAUGGCCGCUGCGAUGACCAGUUAGCAGUCUCCUUCAAUUUCUCUGGCCUUGAAGAGUCGACCAAGUACGUCAACUUCUCCACCAAGGAGGCAGGGACAAGCGUGCCAGUGACACAUCGGUACGAGGUCAAGAACCUGCGGCAGCGAAGCGUCCCCAUCUCGGUCACAUUCCAGUUCCCCGUGGAGCUGAGCGGGGUCCGGGUGUGGGACGCCUCUGAGGUUGUCCCCUCCAAGCCGGAACUGGCCCAGUGCACCAAUGACGUGGAAACACCCGAUUCAAAGGACUUUGUGAAGCAGAUGAGCGAUCGCCCCCUGCUGGACUGCUCUGUGGCCACCUGUAAGAAGAUCCGGUGCAGAAUCGCCUCCCUGGAAAUGCAGCAGCCACUGGAGUUUAUGAUCAAAGGGAACGUCAGCUUCCAGUGGGUCUCCCAGACUCAGCAGCAGAAAGUGAGUCUGGUGAGCGAGGCCCGGAUUGAAUACGAGGAGAAGAAAUACACCCAGAAGGAGGGAUUCGUCCAGCGCCAGGUGCAGACAGUGGUGGAGCGCUCCGAGGUUGUGGGCAGCAGCGCUGGCCUGAUCCUGCUGGCUCUCAUCACCGCAGCCCUCUACAAGUUCGGCUUCUUCAAGCGCCAGUACAAGCAGAGGGUGAAGGACGCUGUGGAGGGCGAGGGGCCUCUCCUGACCCAGAGUGCAACCACUGGCAACUCCCCUGCUUCCAAUGCUCCUGGUACAGAACGCUGCAGUGCGGGAUAUUGGGCGUGCAUCAGACCUGUCCACUCCCUCCACCGACUUCCCUUCAGGAGCAACUCCUGAACGAUGCAUGUGCGGAUGCUCCGAUUCCAGAAAAGGAGGGUCUUGUUCCUGUUGGGUUUCACCCACGUUGAAAGUGGAGCACUGCACCAUAAAUGCAUACCCACCUGAAUCUGGCUUAAUUUCCAUACCCUGAGAAUAUUGAACCUGGUUGAAAGGCUUGUCCUUAGCUCCAAGGCCUGGGCCCAGGGAAUUGGAAAAACAUGUCAAGCUCCAGGAUAAGGAUUAGGGUUAACAAGUCUGCCCCUCUGGGUCUUGUUGUUCUGCCUCUGUACAGUGCCUAGCAGGGUGGGGGUGUGGUCCAAGGGCAAAUAUCCCAGGUCCUACCAUAAUUCACCCAGUAAAUAAUGUACUGUGCCUAGUACAAUAGGAUCCUGACCAAUGAUUGCAGCUCCUAGGCACUAUCGUAAUACACUUGAUAAAUACUAUGAAGUGCCUAUAGCAAUGGGGACCUGCCCCAUGCUUGGGGUUGUCCUAAUUCCUACCAUCGUUCUCCUAAUAAAUAAUAAUACAAUAGAGGAGACAGAACUUUCUCAGGGGCUGGUCCCAGGCUGGAACAAAUUCCCCAAGUGACUACGGAUCAUCCCAAACCUCCCCACCUUCACUCCACGCAUCAGGGCAUUUCUUUGAUCUUGUCUUCUCAAGCAUAGAGCUGUGUGUGUGUGUGUGUGUAUGUGUGUACACAUAGAAGAGGGUCUCACACCUUUGUUGCUUCUGCAAGCAGCGCUCAUAGCACAUGCCACGGGCUCCUUGCAUCUGUUCAAGCCCCCCACCAACAAGCUCCCUAUGUAUCUGACUAGAAAUGAGUCUAGUCUGUGAAAGAAGCUUAUUAGAACAUCUUUGAGGGUAAGAUUACAUGUAACCAGUUCCUUAGUGUAUUAAGCUUAGCUUUGCGUGUUUGUUUUAUUUUGCUUAGUAACUUACCUUGUUCUGUUUGUUGCUUCUUAUGAUCACUUAAAUCCUACCUUUUAUACUUAAUA
Molecule: messenger RNA, 4199 nt
Organism: Trachemys scripta elegans
Lineage: Eukaryota; Metazoa; Chordata; Testudines; Emydidae
Product: integrin alpha-D-like
Biological process (GO): cell adhesion mediated by integrin; cell-cell adhesion; integrin-mediated signaling pathway
Cellular component (GO): external side of plasma membrane; integrin complex
Molecular function (GO): integrin binding
Source: RefSeq, a predicted model, not a curated record